Fusarium tjaetaba is the source of this 2004-nucleotide messenger RNA. RefSeq names its product RBTMx2. The coding region runs from base 1 to 2004 and encodes 667 amino acids. Gene Ontology annotation, molecular function: GTPase activity; microtubule binding; GTP binding. The record is from RefSeq and is a predicted model, not a curated record. The transcript is spliced from 5 exons. Gene Ontology annotation, cellular component: cytoplasm; microtubule; membrane. Lineage: Eukaryota; Fungi; Ascomycota; Sordariomycetes; Hypocreales; Nectriaceae.
AUGUCUUCUGACGCGGUUGAGACAACCACUGAUUACGAUAAGCGCCGUACUCAGCACCAAGACAGUGGUUCGGUGUCGUCUGAUUCUUCUGGCUCGCAAGACGCAAGUCCAUCCGAAGGAACGGCUAAUGCUACCCCUCGAAGUUCAUCAACUACUGACGGAGCUAAGCCUGGUGAUUCUCGAAUGGUUGUUGAUGAUCCGUUCGAUAAUGAGAAACGACAAAUUCUUUUCAAUGCCAUCGAUAGGCUUCAAGCUUGUGGCUCCCACAAGUACCUAGCCAUCCCACAGCUCGUUGUCGCAGGGGAACAAUCUUCUGGGAAAUCGUCCCUGCUCAGAACAUUGACUGACAUUUCAUUCCCCGUCAUGGCUGGGAUUGGUACACGCUUUCCGAUUCGUGUCGUUUCGCGCCGAAGCCCUAGUUCACAGGGCAGUAGGGAAAGAUUUCGUAUUUCCCUAGAACGCGCACCACGAGAUGUAAACGGCUUGCAACGAGCCAAUGCUGCUGCAGAUGAGUACCGUCUAGAGGGAGAUACCUUGACCAUGGACGUAUUCGAGGCUGCGCUUAAGGAUCUCUCUGAGAAUAAAAUUGGCAUCAGAAAAGGUCAAGGAGUGGGGGCUAAAAACUUUGUCCCAGACAUUGUUAGAGUUGAACUUGAAGGGCCUAAUAGAUCUCCUUUCAACAUUCUGGAUCUCCCAGGACUCAUCUCCUCAGAGUAUGGUGUCAAUGAACCAGAGCCUCUUGGGACACAGGAACUAGCCAAGGAAUACAUCUUGCGACCGGAAAAGACACAAUCAUACAAGAGUAGACUGGUUGGCGUCUUCACGAAAUGUGACAAAGCGGAUCGCGAAGAAGCGGAGCGAGCUGUCAUUUCAGCAAAAAGUGAUAUUGACAACGGAGACUCGAUCUUUAUGGAUGGCAUGUUUGUCGUCUGUAAUAAGACAUCAGAGUCCCGAGUCAAUGAAGAUGAAUUCUUCAACCGCAAGCCUUGGUCUCAAAUACACAGUGGACGGAGAGGAAGCAGGAAACUCAAAGAUCAUCUUGGGGAGAUUCUUACUUGCGAAAUUGAAAAGGCAUUUCCAAAGCUUGAGAACGACAUAAAUUCAAGGCUCAAGGAGAAGCGCGCCAGGCUCAAAGACAUGGGUGACCCUCGGCUCAAUUACAGUCAGCAGCAGGAAUAUCUCAACCGCUUUGUACGCGAGUACUCCUCCAAGUGCGAAAAGGCUCUUAGACGACCAGGAUUACUUGAGUCAGAGACCAUGGACCUGAGACAAGAGCUGAAUCACAUCAACAGCCAGUUUGACAAUGUCAUGAGAUGGGUCGGUGGGUUUUGGAGGUUUGAGGACGAGGGCGUGGACCCGCGGCCCGUUUGCGUAGAAUACGGAACUUUCAUCGACAACAAACAGGGGCAGUCGAAAUCAGCACUACAAAUCUUGUAUCCGGUCCCUAAGCUGGAGGAUUACACAGAGGCGCUGAAAAAGAUCCCGGCAUUUGAGGAGCAUGAGGAUGUCGAGCCUUUUGACAAGUUUGUGGAUACGGUUACCAGCAAACUUCGCAGGUUCGGCGCAUCCCAACCGCCUGGUGUAGUCAACUCGGAUAUUUAUCCUGUCAUCUAUCGAGCUCAAGUAUCCAAGUGGAGAUAUAUCGCAGAAGAGCACUUGGACAGAGUCAAAGAUGCAUUGAAGUCAAGCUAUGAGGAGAUCCUGCGUUCUGUCUGCCCGGACUCUGGAGGCACCAGGAUUUUGCAUCAUGAGCUCAAAGACCGUCUUCAUUCAAUGUUUUGUGAGACACUGAGAAGAGCCCAACAAGAACUGAACAAGUACUGCGAACAAGAAACCCAAAAGGAACUCCUUCAAACCACCAACAAUGAGUUCAGGACUAAACUAGAAUUUUGGCGAAUGUUGAGAUACGCCAGAGCUUUCUACCUUGGGGCCGGUGGCGAAGAGCCCCAAGAUCUUAUCUCAGGCCAGACUUUGGAUAUAAUGUGGAGGAACAUGAACUUUUAA